Rosa chinensis is the source of this 1560-nucleotide messenger RNA. Its product is annotated as glycerol-3-phosphate acyltransferase RAM2. Gene Ontology annotation, biological process: cutin biosynthetic process. The transcript has a single exon. The coding region runs from base 1 to 1560 and encodes 519 amino acids. Gene Ontology annotation, cellular component: membrane. Gene Ontology annotation, molecular function: glycerol-3-phosphate 2-O-acyltransferase activity; phosphatase activity. NCBI's taxonomy places the organism in Eukaryota, Viridiplantae, Streptophyta, Magnoliopsida, Rosales, Rosaceae. The record is from RefSeq and is a predicted model, not a curated record.
AUGGUUAACCCACUGCCCUACCCCGUUUCAAUUUCCUCCAUGGGAAAAGACCACCUCCCUACCUUCCCAACCAUCGACAAAUGCCCGUCCAUCGGACGAGAAAAGCACACUGUUGUCGCGGACAUGGACGGGACUCUUCUCCGCGGACGGAGCUCAUUUCCGUACUUCGCCCUCGUGGCUUUCGAAGUUGGCGGCAUUUUGAGGCUUCUUUUUCUGCUCUUGGCCUCACCGCUUGCCGGCGUCCUCUACUACUUCGUCUCUGAGUCCGCCGGCAUACGUGUACUCGUGUUCGCGACUUUCGCGGGCAUGAAAGUAGCGGACAUUGAGUCCGUGGCACGCGCCGUGCUGCCGAAAUUCUACUCCACUGACUUACACUCCCAAUCAUGGAGAGUAUUCUCGUCGUGCGGGAAACGCUGUGUUUUGACGGCCAACCCGAGAAUCAUGGUGGAGGGGUUUUUGAAGGAGUUUUUGGGCGCUGACAUGGUUCUCGGGACAGAGAUUGCCACGUACAGAGGUAGAGCUACCGGCUUUGUCCUAAACCCUGGGAUUCUUGUCGGAAACAACAAAGCCGACGCGCUUAGAAAAGCGUUUGUUUCCGACGCUCCGGAUAUCGGACUCGGUGACCGAAAAACUGACUUUCCGUUCAUGAAGCUGUGCAAAGAGAGCUACGUUGUUCCGGCUAAGCCGGAAGUUGAGCCGGUGAGCCACGAAAAAUUACCGAAGCCUAUAGUGUUCCACGACGGCCGGCUCGCUUCGAAACUAACUCCGUUGAUGGCUUUGCUCACCAUUCUUUGGAUUCCGGUCGGUUUCGUUUUGGCUUGCUUACGUAUUGCUGCCGGUUCAUUGCUUCCUAUGCCGGUCGUGUACUAUGCCUUUUGGGCUUUGGGUGUUAGGGUUUAUAUCAAGGGCACCCCACCACCUCCAGCUAAGAAGUCAACGGGUCAAACCGGAGUUCUCUUCAUUUGCUCACACCGAACCCUACUCGAUCCCAUUUUCCUCUCCACCGCUCUCGGGCGUCCGAUCCCAGCAGUCACAUACUCUCUCUCGCGUCUCUCAGAGAUAAUCUCGCCAAUCAAAACCGUCCGGCUAACCCGGGACCGGGUUGCCGACGCCAACAUGAUCAAGAAGCUUCUAGAACAAGGUGACCUAGUCAUAUGCCCCGAGGGCACAACAUGCCGAGAACCCUUUCUGCUGCGGUUCUCUGCGUUGUUUGCCGAGCUCACGGACGAGCUCGUCCCCGUGGCGAUGGCAAAUCGGAUGAGCAUGUUCCAUGGAACCACCGCGAGGGGGUGGAAGGGGAUGGACCCGUUUUACUUCUUCAUGAACCCUAGCCCUGCUUAUGAAGUAACGUUUUUGAACAAGUUGCCUAGCGAGUUAACUUGCGGAGCAGGCAAGUCGAGCCAUGAUGUGGCGAACUAUAUACAAAGGACUAUCGCGGCGAGCUUGUCGUACGAGUGCACAACGUUCACGAGGAAAGACAAGUACAGAGCUCUGGCCGGGAAUGAUGGCACGGUGGCGGAGAAACCAGCUGCUAAUGCCAAAAAAAUUAUGGGGUGCUAG